CCGGAGGAGGGCUGCACCACCACACCACACUCCACGCUCCCGUGCUCUCUCUCCAGCCAACUACACCAGCGCGCGAGCUAGACGGUGACUCUCCCCUCCCAGGGUCGGUGCAACGGCAACCAUGGCGUUCACGCAACGGCAACUCGACCUCAUCCGCGCCCACCUCCUCGACGACCUCCACGCCGAUGCCGACUCCCUCGCCAGCUGCAGCUGUGACUCCGACUCCAGUGCUUCGUCGCCGCUGGGGCGGCGGAGGCCGGCGCUCUCCUUGUUGCUGCCGCCGAAGCCGGCGACGACGAUCCUGGGGCGGCAGCCUCAGCAGGAGAUCUGCGGCAACGUGGAGGGACAGGAGGAGGAGGAGGACGACUUCCGGCGGUACCGGGGCGUGCGGCUGCGGCCGUGGGGCAAGUUCGCGGCGGAGAUCCGGGACCCGGCGCGGAAGGGGGCGCGCGUGUGGCUCGGCACCUACGACGACGCCGUGGAGGCCGCGCGCGCCUACGACCGCGCCGCCUUCCGCCUCCGCGGGUCCAAGGCCAUCCUCAACUUCCCCAACGAGGUCGGCACCCGAUCCAUCCAAUGGACCUCGCCUGCUCCCCUCGCCGACACCAUCGCCGCUGUGCCCACCGGCGGCAAAAGGAUGAGGCCGGCACAGGAGGAAGAGCGCCUGAGGGAGGUGAAGAAGGAGAGGCUGCAGCUGAAAGAGGGUGAUGAGGAGGGUUGUAUUGCCGCGAACUACAACGCUGCAGGCGGGGACGCGCCAGCGAGCUGGGACGGCGUGGCGGCGGCUAGAGACGCCGACAUCUGGGAGGAGCUGAAGGUGAUCUGCAGCCUGCCGCCCCUCUCGCCGCUGUCGCCGUACCCGCACUUCGCCUUCCCUCAGCUCUCGGUCGUGAACUGAGCAGGGGGGGGGGGGGGGG
Messenger RNA from Triticum aestivum (bread wheat), 917 nucleotides. RefSeq names its product ethylene-responsive transcription factor 5. Gene Ontology annotation, molecular function: DNA-binding transcription factor activity; DNA binding. The coding region runs from base 122 to 898 and encodes 258 amino acids. Gene Ontology annotation, biological process: ethylene-activated signaling pathway; regulation of DNA-templated transcription. Lineage: Eukaryota; Viridiplantae; Streptophyta; Magnoliopsida; Poales; Poaceae. The record is from RefSeq and is a predicted model, not a curated record. The transcript has a single exon.